CUUAACUAAAUCAGGCGGGGAGGGUGGGUCAGGGGUGGGGUGGGAAGAGGGGGGAACACUGGCUCCAACUGUAACGCCUUACACAGCCGUGCUCUCCGACUGCCUUGCGUGUGCGAGUGUGUGCGCGUGGAUACACGUUUUAUUUUGUGUGUGCACUCUGCCAGAAUUUCAUGAAAAUAUACCUUUUUAAAAAAAUCAAAAAAAAAAUCAAGGGCUCGAUGGCAAUUAACAGUUUUAAGAAAACUAUGGAAAAAACAAUACUUAACAUGAAAUGUAUCGUGAUGGUCAUAUUUUCUUAUAUUCUGUGAGACUGGGGGGAGGUGUAUACUGUACAUUGGGAACUGGGGAGGAUUUUUUUUUUUUUUUUUUUGUCUUUAAACUAUGUUUCCUGGUUGCCAUGGAGAAUGUUUUCGAAAGAAAUUGUGAUAUUUGAUGAGAUUCCUUUUUUGUUUUCUUCCCCCAAAUGCCUCUGUUUAAAAGGGACGGCCUGCAAUGUCCCGGUGCGUUAAACUGACAGAGAUGUGACGAGAAUGAGACACUGACAGAGAGAGGAGAGGGAUCAGGAAGUUGUACAGUGCCAAGUUAUGUAAAUAUACACACUUUACAUUGAGGAGUGUCUCCAAAAGCAAUAUCUUGAAAAUGGAUUUUGUUUAUUAUUGUACUGUACAGGACUCAGCCCUAAAUGUAUUAUGAUUAUUAUAAUAAUAAUAUUAUAAUUUCUUCCGUUUGUAUGACUAUACUGAAGACACUUAAGCUCGGAGGAAAAAGAUUUUUGUUUUUGUAUUGUUUUUUCUUUUUAAUGUCCAAGAAAUCUCACCACCAACUGUCCUGACGACAUUAAAAAAAGUAAGCUGAAGUUUCGUUGCCUAUAAAUGAAAUUCACCUAUGUACUGCAUGAGCGAGAAGAAUGUCAAACGGACACAGAAGGCAUUGGGACAUGACAGUGACUUGCCAGCGACCUCUUUGCCGCUGAACAUUGUUAAUAUUACUUUUGAAGGAGAACUGUGCUCCUUGUUUUUUGCUGCAAAGUGUUGAACACUAAAAAAACAAACCAACAUAAAAAUGUUAAGAUAUUUUUAAACGGUGACAGAAAGAAAAAGUUUUAAAAAAUAAAUUAAAAAAAAGCUGUCAGCCCAAUAUUAUGUUAUUUUGGGUUUUUUUGCUUUGUUUUUUUCUUUCAAAUAGGAAAAUGGUUCCGUUUUGUGAUAGCAGUCAUUGUAUGAUGCUUGUACUUGUAUUUGUGUGUUUUUUGUGCGAUUUGUUUAGUUAUUUUUAGACAAUCACAAAAUAAGAUGCAAGCAUUGUAAAUGGCAGACUGGCGGACAUUUUGUGAUGUGUACAGUUUGUCAAAAAAAAAGAAAAAAAACUUCUUCCACUCGUUUAAAGUUUGUAAUUAUGAUUCUUAAGUCAUGAAAAAUGCUGUUGGUUUUUACUUUUUGUUUUAUAUUUGUUUUUGUUUUUGUUUUUUUGUUUUUUUUUUAAUAAAAGCACUACAUUAUUGUGAAUAUACUUCAUGGUGGUCUCCUUUGAAAACCCCUCAUAUACUUCACAAACACACAUAUAGAUACUAUUGUUCAGCCAAAACAUUAAAUACAAACCCUACCAAAAUGGCUUGAAUAAAACCAAAAGGCCUAACAAGCUCGAAAUUAUCCAAAAGUAGCUAAAUUAAAUACAAAAUAGUGAAUACGGUGAGGUCAGUGAGGAAAAAAAUGUAGAUAUAAUCCUGUAAGGCGCUUGAAAAUUUAUGGAAAUUUAACCAAAUAUAUAGUGCUAGGACAUGGUGAAGAUUUACCUAUAUAUUUAAGAAAAAGUCUUCCUUGUGGUGGGUUAAUAUAAGGCUCUCUCAGCACUCCUGAUCCACUUUAAAGAGAAAAAAUUACAGAUGUGAGACAGAUUAUUUAUGUAAUUUAAGUAUGUUUUCUGGACCUCAAAAACUCACAAACUCAUGUAUCAAGUACGACAGACUUGUCAAGAAGUAAACGAGUCCUUCUCUCAGCUCUCGCGAUAGUACAGUAGUUGACAAUAGGCGAGUUAAACAACGUUUUCGUUAUCGCUGUUAUCGACUUUAGGGCCAUACAUACUAUAAUAUUUUCACUCAAAUAUUUAUGAAUUAUACUUUUCCAGUACACUAAGAGCUAAAGGUUGAAGAACCAAGAACUUAAAUCUCGCGAUACAACUUGAGUAUCCAUAGAAACGCCCUAACGGUUCACAGCGGCGUUAUUAAACUCUGAAACGAUAUCGUCUUUAACGCUUUUAGCUGUGUGACUGUAAUUGUGGUUUCAGGCGCAACCAUGUCUAGAAAGAAAGACCCGAAAGAUAAAACCAGCGCUGAAGACGAGGCCUGGAAAAGCGUAGGACCGACUCCAAAUGAAACUCUUCCUGUUCAGACCUUCGAUGAAUAUCAGUGCACAGGAAAUGCAGAGACUGACUUCCCUGCGCUGUGUGCUCUACUGAACGUGAAGGAUAUCCCAGCUGUUAUUGCCAAGUUCCCAGCCUCCUCCGCCAGUCAAACUGAAGAUUACCAGUUACAGACGAGUGAUGCUUUUUUCUGCUCAAAGCCCUGCCUAACACUGGAGCUGGAGAGUAAAGACAGAGCCAGGAGCAUGAAGGUUUCUGGAUGGAGGGUGAAUGAGCAGAUUUUCCGAGUGCUAGAAAAGAUGCUCCCCUCCAUGAACCAGCUACAGAGCCUUGGGUUUUGGCAGGCGGGACUGACAGAUCGCAUGGUAGUCGCCCUCAUGAACACAAUACCGCUGUGCUCCAGCCUCAGGGUUGUGGCACUGGAAGGCAAUGUUCUUCCACAGCAGGGAUACCACCUUCUUCUCUCUGAGGACAGCGUCCUCACUCACUUGUCUCUGAGAAAUAACCGGAUAGGAGUUGAAGGCGCUCGCCUGAUUGGUUCAGCGCUUUCGACAGCCAGGUCUGCCAACAAAAACCUCCUGUCACUCAACCUGGCGUUCAACCGUAUAUGUGAUGCAGGUGCUGCACUUAUCGCUCAGGGCCUGCGGCUGAAUCGUACUUUGCUCUUUCUCUCGCUGUGCAACAAUCAGGUUGGAGAUGCAGGAGCUGCUCAGCUGGCUGCGGUACUUCGUGAGUUUGCCUUAACUCAUGAUGAAAUAGUGGAGAGGAGGAAGCUGCUUCUGAAAAGAGUGCAAGCUGCUUUAGUGAAGGAUGAGCCUCUCCAAACAUUAGCUGGCAGCACCACCUCACUGGGUGGCAACAAAGGAGAGACCACAGGCACUCCUAAAAAAAAGGAAGCAACCAGAAAAGACGAGAAACCGGACGCCAACAAAGACAACCAAAAGCCAAACAAGAAAACCACUGAUACAAGAGCGUCUCAGGCUAGAGGUGGAAAGGCAGAGGGCAAAGAGAAGCAACAUGCAGAAGAGGAUACAUCAAAUACUUGCCUGAAUAAGGCAGAGUUGGUGGAUCCAGCAAAUCCCCUGCUGCACCCGUCGGUGGAUCCCAGGGACGGACAGGUCUUCAUGUCCGGAAACACGACUCUUGUUUCCCUCAACCUGGCAGGAAACAGAAUCACAGAGAAGUCGCUUCCUCACUUUUUGGCGUCACUUCAAGCGCAGGGCGAGGGUGGAGGUCUGCUGCGUCUCUGUCUGCAGAGAAACAUUUUCCCACCAGAAAAUGAGCUUUACGUGAAGAUAAAGGAAAUGAUGGCUGCCUCAGAUCCAAUGAAAAAAAAUAACUCUGAAGAGGAGGGACUGGGAGAGUAGAGAGGCUGACAGAAUGGGCCUUCACUUUGUCUUAUAGCAACACAAAUAUGUGUAUAAUUGUAUAAUAAUAAUUUCAGCUGUUUAAUUAUUUGUCAGAAUUAAUUAAAGAGAAUAAUAUGAGUGAACAGGGCAGCCAAUCAGAACUGCGUAGAUUAAUUGUUUUAGUUAAGUCACCUUACAGUUACCAGCCAUCACUCAGGUGACAUGCACAUUAGGUUUAUUGGUGGUUCUAAAUUGGUUAUGGAUAGAUGGACAUUGGGAAAUGCUAGUGUCUUUGAGUAAUACAGAUGUUCUGCUACAGACUGUUUGUCUCCUGGAUUUUGAUGUUUUUUUCUCCAGGAUCUGAACCAUUAUGGCUUCAGAAUAUGGUUAGAGGGAUUUAUAUGAUUUGUAUCUCCUGGAAUCAAACUGUGUAAUCCACUAUCCUGUAGUGCUGGGCUUUUAAUUAAUUAAUAUUCCAUUCCGGUCCCAUCAUCAAACUAUUCAUUAUUUUCCCUAAAAAUAAAUAAAUAAAUAAAUAAAUAAAUGUAAAAGUUCCAAUUUUGGAGUUACAGCUCUUAAUGCUUUUUUGUACUUUACCUUCCACAUCUGCUCCAGGUGUUCCUAUAUUCUUUAUUUUCUCCAUCAUCUUAAAUAUAUAGUCAUAUUAGUUUGCUUUCAUUUUUCUGGUGUCUGCAUCCCACAGUUUGACAACCGUUGCCUUGGAUGGUUCUUCACAUUUAUGCCUCUUCUGAUGCUGAAGGCAGAGCACAUCAGUGGUGUCAUUCCCCGAGGUGCCACCAGGGGGCUGUCGAGGAAAAUUAAAACAUAAACUGACAAAGGUUUAAUUAUCGUAAUU
This is a messenger RNA of Haplochromis burtoni (Burton's mouthbrooder), 4563 nucleotides long. RefSeq names its product leucine rich repeat containing 71 (gene lrrc71). Bases 2292 to 3725 code for a protein of 477 amino acids. The record is from RefSeq and is a predicted model, not a curated record. The transcript is spliced from 17 exons. Gene Ontology annotation, molecular function: protein binding. NCBI's taxonomy places the organism in Eukaryota, Metazoa, Chordata, Actinopteri, Cichliformes, Cichlidae.